This is a messenger RNA of Anopheles marshallii, 1164 nucleotides long. Its product is annotated as anionic trypsin-2-like. Gene Ontology annotation, biological process: proteolysis. The record is from RefSeq and is a predicted model, not a curated record. Gene Ontology annotation, molecular function: serine-type endopeptidase activity. NCBI's taxonomy places the organism in Eukaryota, Metazoa, Arthropoda, Insecta, Diptera, Culicidae. The coding region runs from base 1 to 1164 and encodes 387 amino acids. The transcript is spliced from 6 exons.
AUGUCGACCGUCUUCGAUAGUGUACGGUGGAUCACACAGAUCGUGCUCAGUGCCAUCUUUAUCAGCUACGCUCUAGCCGCGGGCAAUGAAGGCGAAUCGUGUGCGUACGGCAACGAGCCCGGAAUCUGCCGCGGCUACACCCUCUGUCGGCCAUUACUCGAAAGAUCGCGAAUAGUGAAGAUAUGCGGCUAUACUCCCCAACAGGCGAUCGUUUGCUGUCCGGUGGAUUACGUACAACAAUUGCAGCAACUAAACAACCCCAACCAGCGCACCAGCGAACGGAUGUGUCGGAAGUACCAGGGCCCAUCCAGUUCCUCCGUGCUAUUAGGUUCUUUAGCGGUCGGAUCAUCCGUAGUGAAAGUGAAACCACGCAAUCAAUGCCCGACCGAUCAGAACCUUAUCGUCGGUGGUACGGAGGCUCGUUACGGCGAGUUUCCUCACAUGGCCCGGUUGGCCAUGCCGGACGAAAACGGUAACAUGGCGUUCCGUUGCGGUGGCACACUCAUCAGUGAGCAGUGGGUUAUGACCGCGGCCCAUUGCAUUCAAUCACAAACGAUCAUAGUCCGGUUGGGUGAGCUUACGGAGGGUGACUAUAAAUUUAGUUUUCCGACCAAUGAGCGGGUGAUACGGAUCGUAAAGUAUCCCGACUACACGCGCAAAUCACGCACACACGAUAUAGCGCUACUGAAGCUGGCCAAUCCAGUAUCCUUUUCUACGAACAUUCGACCGGCCUGCUUAUACACCUCGCCAACAGUUGACCGAACGAAAGCAAUAGCCAUCGGAUUUGGCCUUACGGAAGCAUAUGGUGUGACCUCGAAGGAGUUGCUGAAAGUAACACUGAAUGUGUUCUCAACGCCAGCCUGUAAAGCGUACUUUCCGCGACUUCGGGAUACGAAUCUGUGUGCAGGCUACCUGGCCGGUGGCCGGGACACCUGUUCCGGUGACUCCGGUGGCCCGCUGCAGAUCACUACGAAUGAUGAGGCCUGCGUUGCACACGUUAUCGGUGUUACCUCAUACGGCGUAGCGUGCGGUUCGUCGAUACCCGCCAUAUAUACGCGCGUGUCGAAGUACGUUAGCUGGAUCGAAAGUAUUGUGUGGCCUACGGAGAAGGAUCUUCCAGUAUUCCAAGGAAUGAAAGUUUCAAAGAUUGACGAGAACAUUUGA